AUGGCAACUUUUCUUAUUUCUUUGCUUGGUGCUUUCGGUGUUGUCAUAAUCAUUAUUCUACUUGGUCUUGUUCUGGCACAAAUAUUUAUCAAUAGAGCCAAUAAAAUUCAAGCACACACAAACAUUAUAUUUGAUCAACCACAAAGUUUAAUUAUUGAUAUUGAUGAAUUACCUGAAGCUCAACAGGAACCAGGCAUAACUGUCAUAUCGAAUGAUGUAAUUGAAGGUAUAUCUUAUCGUCAUCAUCAUUUAACAAAAAAAACUCUAUCAGUCAUUGACCAAGAUGUUCAAAUCAAUCAUAAGAAUGAUAAAAAAACAACAAUCGAACAAAUAUAUGCUGAAAAAGAUCUAACGAUACCAACUAGAACUGAUAGUGGUGCUAUAUCAUCAGAUAUAAGUAUCAUAAAUCCACUUACAAAUAAGAUUACACUGGAAUAUUAA
This is a messenger RNA of Rotaria sp. Silwood2, 441 nucleotides long. The record is from the annotation of a GenBank genome assembly. Lineage: Eukaryota; Metazoa; Rotifera; Eurotatoria; Philodinida; Philodinidae.